Meriones unguiculatus (Mongolian gerbil) is the source of this 1088-nucleotide messenger RNA. It is a transcript of the gene Comtd1, whose product is annotated as catechol-O-methyltransferase domain containing 1. NCBI's taxonomy places the organism in Eukaryota, Metazoa, Chordata, Mammalia, Rodentia, Muridae. The transcript has 6 exons. Bases 97 to 990 code for a protein of 297 amino acids. Gene Ontology annotation, molecular function: O-methyltransferase activity; S-adenosylmethionine-dependent methyltransferase activity. The record is from RefSeq and is a predicted model, not a curated record.
GCCUGGGCAAGGUGGAGUCCUGCGGGCGCCCUGGUCCGGUCCCGUCCCUGCUACUCCAGCACACGUGACCUUCGCCGCCCGCUGCUGAUCCGCGUCAUGGCCCAGCGCGCACCUCGGCUGUCUGUUCCCGCCGCGCUGGCUCUGGGCUCGGCCGCGCUCGGCGCCGCCUUCGCCGCCGGGCUCCUGCUAGGUGAGCGGGGUUGUACCGCGGCGGCCCCGGGAGCUGCAGGGCGCGGAGCGGAGCCUGGCACCCGCCCAGAACCCCAGGCCCGACUCGGCGCCCUCUCCCCGGCAGGGAAACGGUGGCCGCUUUGGGGGUCCGGGCGACAGCAGCGACUGCUGCCCCCUGAAGACAACCCCCUGUGGCAGUAUCUGCUGAGCCGCUCCAUGCGGGAGCACCCGGCACUGCGGACCCUGCGACUGCUGACCCUGGAGCAGCCGCAGGGGGACUCCAUGAUGACCUGUGAACAGGCCCAGCUUCUGGCAAACCUGGCGCGGCUCAUCAAGGCCAAGAAAGCUCUGGACCUGGGUACUUUCACGGGCUACUCGGCCCUGGCGCUAGCCUUGGCUCUUCCAGACGCUGGCCGCGUGGUGACCUGCGAGGUGAACGCGGAGCCCCCGGAGCUGGGGCGGCCCCUGUGGAGGCAGGCGGAGGUGGAGCAGAAGAUCGACCUUCGGCUGCAGCCCGCGUUGCAGACUUUGGAUGAGCUUCUGGCGGCGGGCGAGGCCGGAACCUUCGACGUAGCGGUGGUGGACGCGGACAAGGAGAACUGCGGGGCCUACUACGAGCGCUGUCUGCAGCUGCUGCGCCCCGGAGGCGUGCUCGCGGUGCUCAGAGUCCUGUGGGGCGGAGAGGUGCUGCAGCGUCAGCCUAGGAACAAGGCUGCUGAGUGCGUGAGGAACCUGAACGAGCGCAUCCUGCGGGACGCCAGGGUCUACAUCAGCCUCCUGCCCCUGGAUGAUGGGCUCUCCUUGGCCUUCAAGAUCUAGGGUUAAUCCCAAUCUUAGGGCGUGGGUGAAAGGACCCGAGAACCCCGGACAGCGACCGGAGUCCUUAAAGCUGACAAUAAAGGGACUGGGAAACACGA